CUUCUGGAACAAAGCAGACAACAUGGCCUGCUUUACAACAGCAGUGGUGUUUUUCCUUUUAGCACAGAGUGCGACGACUUAUGCGAGGGGCAUCCAUGUCUCGAUCUACGCGCCCCUUUCUGACCCCAACACGGCAAUGACGUUUGCAAAAAGUUUUGUGAGCAACAUCGCGAGCUGCGGAGAAUUCGGAAGCCAAGGCACCGAGGACUUUGACGACAUCAUUCAGAGUCUGAUACAAGCCCAGACCAUGGGAAAAGGCCGGCAUGACACCAAAGCCAAGACUAAAGCCAUGCAGAUGGCUCUGGCCUCCUCGAUCGCCGAGCUGAUAGUGGAGGAGAGCGGCGGGGUGAACAUGCAGCAAAAGACUAACGCGGCGGUAAACGCUUUGAGGAGCGCCUUGAUGUCCACAACUGGGCAAGUGGACGAGGGUUUCGUCAGCGAAAUUAUAGAACUCGUCAACCUCUUCUCUCAAGAGCAGUUCAACGAGGUAGACACCGGUUCAUCAAGACAGUACUAUCAGUCCUCAACAGGUGGUGGUCAAGGAGGAACUCCGACUGUUACCGAAACGGUUACGGUCAUCGUUGGUGGAGGUGGCGGUGGUGCUGCUCAACCCUCAGGAACUGGGCCAUACCAAACAGGGGGAGCCGGAACAUACGGACCAGGAGGUGCAGGUGGAAUCGGACCAGGAGGUGCAGGUGGAAUCGGACCAGGAGCUGGAGCUGCAGGAAGACCUUACGGACCCGGUGGUGCUGGAGGACCUGGCGGUCCAGGAGGGCCAGGUGGCCCAGGAGCUGGUGGACCUGGAGGACCGGGAGGAGUAGGACCAGGUGGUGCCGGACCAUAUGGACCAGGAGGAGCUGGACCAGGUGGAGCAGGACCAUAUGGACCUGGUGGUGCAGGAGGCGAGGGUCCCGUAACAGUGGAUGUCGACGUAACUGUUGGCGGCGCACCAGGAGGAGGCCCUGGCGGCGUUCGACCAGGUGGAGCCGGAUUUGGUCCUGGAGGUGGAGCUGGAUUUGGUCCGGGAGGAGCACCUGGAGCGCCAGGAGGUCAAGGUGGUCCAGGAGGUCCAGGCGGACCAGGAGGAUCCGGACCAGGAGGCGCCGGAGGUUAUGGACCAGGUGGGGCCGGAGGUUUUGGACCAGGUGGAGCCGGAGGUUUUGGACCAGGUGGAGCCGGAGGUUAUGGACCUGGAGGAGUCGGACCAGGUGGUGCAGGACCGGGCGGUGCAGGAGGCGAGGGUCCCGUAACAGUGGAAGUGGACGUAACAGUAGGUCCUGAAGGAGCAGGCGGAGGUCCCGGCGGCGUUGGACCCGGAGGAUUUGGACCUGGUGCAGGAGGAGCACCUGGAGCGCCAGGAGGUCCCGGUGGUCCAGGAGGUCCCGGUGGACCAGGAGGUCCAGGCGGACCAGGAGGAUCCGGACCAGGAGGCGCCGGAGGUUAUGGACCAGGUGGAUUUGGACCAGGUGGAGCCGGAGGUUAUGGACCAGGAGGAGUCGGACCAGGUGGAGCCGGAGGUUUUGGACCAGGUGGAGCCGGACGUUAUGGACCAGGAGGAGUCAGACCAGGUGGAGCCGGAGGUUAUGGACCUGGAGGAGUCGGACCAGGUGGUGCAGGACCAGGCGGUGCAGGAGGUGAGGGUCCCGUAACAGUGGAUGUCGACGUAACUGUUGGAGGUGCACCAGGAGGAGGCCCUGGAGGCGUUGGACCAGGUGGGGCUGGAUUUGGCCCUGGAGGUGGAGCUGGAUUUGGUCCGGGAGGAGCACCUGGAGCGCCAGGAGGUCCCGGUGGUCCAGGAGGUCCCGGUGGACCAGGAGGUCCAGGCGGACCAGGAGGAUCCGGACCAGGAGGCGCCGGAGGUUAUGGACCAGGUGGAGCCGGAGGUUAUGGACCUGGAGGAGUCGGACCAGGUGGUGCAGGACCGGGCGGUGCAGGAGGCGAGGGUCCCGUAACAGUGGAAGUGGACGUAACAGUAGGUCCUGAAGGAGCAGGCGGAGGUCCCGGCGGCGUUGGACCCGGAGGAUUUGGACCUGGUGCAGGAGGAGCACCUGGAGCGCCAGGAGGUCCCGGUGGUCCAGGAGGUCCCGGUGGACCAGGAGGUCCAGGCGGACCAGGAGGAUCCGGACCAGGAGGCGCCGGAGGUUAUGGACCAGGUGGAGCCGGAGGUGGAGCCGGAGGUUAUGGACCUGGAGGAGUCGGACCAGGUGGUGCAGGACCAGGCGGUGCAGGAGGUGAGGGUCCCGUAACAGUGGAUGUCGACGUAACUGUUGGAGGUGCACCAGGAGGAGGCCCUGGAGGCGUUGGACCAGGUGGGGCUGGAUUUGGCCCUGGAGGUGGAGCUGGAUUUGGUCCGGGAGGAGCACCUGGAGCGCCAGGAGGUCCCGGUGGUCCAGGAGGUCCCGGUGGACCAGGAGGUCCUGGCGGACCAGGAGGAUCCGGACCAGGAGGCGCCGGAGGUUAUGGACCAGGUGGAGCCGGAGGUUAUGGACCUGGAGGAGUCGGACCAGGUGGUGCAGGACCGGGCGGUGCAGGAGGCGAGGGUCCCGUAACAGUGGAAGUGGACGUAACAGUAGGUCCUGAAGGAGCAGGCGGAGGUCCCGGCGGCGUUGGACCCGGAGGAUUUGGACCUGGUGCAGGAGGAGCACCUGGAGCGCCAGGAGGUCCCGGUGGUCCAGGAGGUCCCGGUGGACCAGGAGGUCCAGGCGGACCAGGAGGAUCCGGACCAGGAGGCGCCGGAGGUUAUGGACCAGGUGGAGCCGGAGGUGGAGCCGGAGGUUAUGGACCUGGAGGAGUCGGACCAGGUGGUGCAGGACCAGGCGGUGCAGGAGGUGAGGGUCCCGUAACAGUGGAUGUCGACGUAACUGUUGGAGGUGCACCAGGAGGAGGCCCUGGAGGCGUUGGACCAGGUGGGGCUGGAUUUGGUCCUGGAGGUGGAGCUGGAUUUGGUCCGGGAGGAGCACCUGGAGCGCCAGGAGGUCCCGGUGGUCCAGGAGGUCCCGGUGGACCAGGAGGUCCAGGCGGACCAGGAGGUGGAGCCGGAGGUUAUGGACCUGGAGGAGUCGGACCAGGUGGUGCAGGACCGGGCGGUGCAGGAGGCGAGGGUCCCGUAACAGUGGAAGUGGACGUAACAGUAGGUCCUGAAGGAGCAGGCGGAGGUCCCGGCGGCGUUGGACCCGGAGGAUUUGGACCUGGUGCAGGAGGAGCACCUGGAGCGCCAGAAGGUCCCGGUGGUCCAGGAGGUCCCGGUGGACCAGGAGGUCCAGGUGGACCAGGAGGAUCCGGACCAGGAGGCGCCGGAGGUUAUGGACCAGGUGGUGCCGGAGGUUUUGGACCAGGUGGAGCCGGAGGUGGAGCCGGAGGUUAUGGACCUGGAGGAGUCGGACCAGGUGGUGCAGGACCAGGCGGUGCAGGAGGUGAGGGUCCCGUAACAGUGGAUGUCGACGUAACUGUUGGAGGUGCACCAGGAGGAGGCCCUGGAGGCGUUGGACCAGGUGGGGCUGGAUUUGGCCCUGGAGGUGGAGCUGGAUUUGGUCCGGGAGGAGCACCUGGAGCGCCAGGAGGUCCCGGUGGUCCAGGAGGUCCCGGUGGACCAGGAGGUCCAGGCGGACCAGGAGGAUCCGGACCAGGAGGCGCCGGAGGUUAUGGACCAGGUGGAGCCGGAGGUUAUGGACCUGGAGGAGUCGGACCAGGUGGUGCAGGACCGGGCGGUGCAGGAGGCGAGGGUCCCGUAACAGUGGAAGUGGACGUAACAGUAGGUCCUGAAGGAGCAGGCGGAGGUCCCGGCGGCGUUGGACCCGGAGGAUUUGGACCUGGUGCAGGAGGAGCACCUGGAGCGCCAGGAGGUCCCGGUGGUCCAGGAGGUCCCGGUGGACCAGGAGGUCCAGGCGGACCAGGAGGAUCCGGACCAGGAGGCGCCGGAGGUUAUGGACCAGGUGGAGCCGGAGGUGGAGCCGGAGGUUAUGGACCUGGAGGAGUCGGACCAGGUGGUGCAGGACCAGGCGGUGCAGGAGGUGAGGGUCCCGUAACAGUGGAUGUCGACGUAACUGUUGGAGGUGCACCAGGAGGAGGCCCUGGAGGCGUUGGACCAGGUGGGGCUGGAUUUGGUCCUGGAGGUGGAGCUGGAUUUGGUCCGGGAGGAGCACCUGGAGCGCCAGGAGGUCCCGGUGGUCCAGGAGGUCCCGGUGGACCAGGAGGUCCAGGCGGACCAGGAGGUGGAGCCGGAGGUUAUGGACCUGGAGGAGUCGGACCAGGUGGUGCAGGACCGGGCGGUGCAGGAGGCGAGGGUCCCGUAACAGUGGAAGUGGACGUAACAGUAGGUCCUGAAGGAGCAGGCGGAGGUCCCGGCGGCGUUGGACCCGGAGGAUUUGGACCUGGUGCAGGAGGAGCACCUGGAGCGCCAGAAGGUCCCGGUGGUCCAGGAGGUCCCGGUGGACCAGGAGGUCCAGGUGGACCAGGAGGAUCCGGACCAGGAGGCGCCGGAGGUUAUGGACCAGGUGGUGCCGGAGGUUUUGGACCAGGUGGAGCCGGAGGUGGAGCCGGAGGUUAUGGACCUGGAGGAGUCGGACCAGGUGGUGCAGGACCAGGCGGUGCAGGAGGUGAGGGUCCCGUAACAGUGGAUGUCGACGUAACUGUUGGAGGUGCACCAGGAGGAGGCCCUGGAGGCGUUGGACCAGGUGGGGCUGGAUUUGGCCCUGGAGGUGGAGCUGGAUUUGGCCCUGGAGGUGGAGCUGGAUUUGGUCCGGGAGGAGCACCUGGAGCGCCAGGAGGUCCCGGUGGACCAGGAGGUCCAGGCGGACCAGGAGGAUCCGGACCAGGAGGCGCCGGAGGUUAUGGACCAGGUGGAGCCGGAGGUUAUGGACCUGGAGGAGUCGGACCAGGUGGUGCAGGACCGGGCGGUGCAGGAGGCGAGGGUCCCGUAACAGUGGAAGUGGACGUAACAGUAGGUCCUGAAGGAGCAGGCGGAGGUCCCGGCGGCGUUGGACCCGGAGGAUUUGGACCUGGUGCAGGAGGAGCACCUGGAGCGCCAGGAGGUCCCGGUGGUCCAGGAGGUCCCGGUGGACCAGGAGGUCCAGGCGGACCAGGAGGAUCCGGACCAGGAGGCGCCGGAGGUUAUGGACCAGGUGGAGCCGGAGGUGGAGCCGGAGGUUAUGGACCUGGAGGAGUCGGACCAGGUGGUGCAGGACCAGGCGGUGCAGGAGGUGAGGGUCCCGUAACAGUGGAUGUCGACGUAACUGUUGGAGGUGCACCAGGAGGAGGCCCUGGAGGCGUUGGACCAGGUGGGGCUGGAUUUGGCCCUGGAGGUGGAGCUGGAUUUGGUCCGGGAGGAGCACCUGGAGCGCCAGGAGGUCCCGGUGGUCCAGGAGGUCCCGGUGGACCAGGAGGUCCUGGCGGACCAGGAGGAUCCGGACCAGGAGGCGCCGGAGGUUAUGGACCAGGUGGAGCCGGAGGUUAUGGACCUGGAGGAGUCGGACCAGGUGGUGCAGGACCGGGCGGUGCAGGAGGCGAGGGUCCCGUAACAGUGGAAGUGGACGUAACAGUAGGUCCUGAAGGAGCAGGCGGAGGUCCCGGCGGCGUUGGACCCGGAGGAUUUGGACCUGGUGCAGGAGGAGCACCUGGAGCGCCAGGAGGUCCCGGUGGUCCAGGAGGUCCCGGUGGACCAGGAGGUCCAGGCGGACCAGGAGGAUCCGGACCAGGAGGCGCCGGAGGUUAUGGACCAGGUGGAGCCGGAGGUGGAGCCGGAGGUUAUGGACCUGGAGGAGUCGGACCAGGUGGUGCAGGACCAGGCGGUGCAGGAGGUGAGGGUCCCGUAACAGUGGAUGUCGACGUAACUGUUGGAGGUGCACCAGGAGGAGGCCCUGGAGGCGUUGGACCAGGUGGGGCUGGAUUUGGUCCUGGAGGUGGAGCUGGAUUUGGUCCGGGAGGAGCACCUGGAGCGCCAGGAGGUCCCGGUGGUCCAGGAGGUCCCGGUGGACCAGGAGGUCCAGGCGGACCAGGAGGAUCCGGACCAGGAGGCGCCAGAGGUUAUGGACCAGGUGGAGCCGGAGGUUUUGGACCAGGUGGAGCCGGAGGUUAUGGACCUGGAGGAGUCGGACCAGGUGGUGCAGGACCGGGCGGUGCAGGAGGCGAGGGUCCCGUAACAGUGGAAGUGGACGUAACAGUAGGUCCUGAAGGAGCAGGCGGAGGUCCCGGCGGCGUUGGACCCGGAGGAUUUGGACCUGGUGCAGGAGGAGCACCUGGAGCGCCAGAAGGUCCCGGUGGUCCAGGAGGUCCCGGUGGACCAGGAGGUCCAGGUGGACCAGGAGGAUCCGGACUAGGAGGCGCCGGAGGUUAUGGACCAGGUGGUGCCGGAGGUUUUGGACCAGGUGGAGCCGGAGGUUUUGGACCAGGUGGAGCCGGAGGUUAUGGACCAGGAGGAGUCGGACCAGGUGGAGCCGGAGGUUUUGGACCAGGUGGAGCCGGAGGUUAUGGACCAGGAGGAGUCGGACCAGGUGGAGCCGGAGGUUUUGGACCAGGUGGAGCCGGACGUUAUGGACCAGGAGGAGUCAGACCAGGUGGAGCCGGAGGUUAUGGACCUGGAGGAGUCGGACCAGGUGGUGCAGGACCAGGCGGUGCAGGAGGUGAGGGUCCCGUAACAGUGGAUGUCGACGUAACUGUUGGAGGUGCACCAGGAGGAGGCCCUGGAGGCGUUGGACCAGGUGGGGCUGGAUUUGGCCCUGGAGGUGGAGCUGGAUUUGGCCCUGGAGGUGGAGCUGGAUUUGGUCCGGGAGGAGCACCUGGAGCGCCAGGAGGUCCCGGUGGUCCAGGAGGUCCCGGUGGACCAGGAGGUCCAGGCGGACCAGGAGGUGGAGCCGGAGGUUAUGGACCUGGAGGAGUCGGACCAGGUGGUGCAGGACCGGGCGGUGCAGGAGGCGAGGGUCCCGUAACAGUGGAAGUGGACGUAACAGUAGGUCCUGAAGGAGCAGGCGGAGGUCCCGGCGGCGUUGGACCCGGAGGAUUUGGACCUGGUGCAGGAGGAGCACCUGGAGCGCCAGAAGGUCCCGGUGGUCCAGGAGGUCCCGGUGGACCAGGAGGUCCAGGUGGACCAGGAGGAUCCGGACCAGGAGGCGCCGGAGGUUAUGGACCAGGUGGUGCCGGAGGUUUUGGACCAGGUGGAGCCGGAGGUGGAGCCGGAGGUUAUGGACCUGGAGGAGUCGGACCAGGUGGUGCAGGACCAGGCGGUGCAGGAGGUGAGGGUCCCGUAACAGUGGAUGUCGACGUAACUGUUGGAGGUGCACCAGGAGGAGGCCCUGGAGGCGUUGGACCAGGUGGGGCUGGAUUUGGCCCUGGAGGUGGAGCUGGAUUUGGCCCUGGAGGUGGAGCUGGAUUUGGUCCGGGAGGAGCACCUGGAGCGCCAGGAGGUCCCGGUGGUCCAGGAGGUCCCGGUGGACCAGGAGGUCCAGGCGGACCAGGAGGAUCCGGACCAGGAGGCGCCGGAGGUUAUGGACCAGGUGGAGCCGGAGGUUAUGGACCUGGAGGAGUCGGACCAGGUGGUGCAGGACCGGGCGGUGCAGGAGGCGAGGGUCCCGUAACAGUGGAAGUGGACGUAACAGUAGGUCCUGAAGGAGCAGGCGGAGGUCCCGGCGGCGUUGGACCCGGAGGAUUUGGACCUGGUGCAGGAGGAGCACCUGGAGCGCCAGGAGGUCCAGGCGGACCAGGAGGAUCCGGACCAGGAGGCGCCGGAGGUUAUGGACCAGGUGGAGCCGGAGGUGGAGCCGGAGGUUAUGGACCUGGAGGAGUCGGACCAGGUGGUGCAGGACCAGGCGGUGCAGGAGGUGAGGGUCCCGUAACAGUGGAUGUCGACGUAACUGUUGGAGGUGCACCAGGAGGAGGCCCUGGAGGCGUUGGACCAGGUGGGGCUGGAUUUGGCCCUGGAGGUGGAGCUGGAUUUGGCCCUGGAGGUGGAGCUGGAUUUGGUCCGGGAGGAGCACCUGGAGUGCCAGGAGGUCCCGGUGGUCCAGGAGGUCCCGGUGGACCAGGAGGUCCAGGCGGACCAGGAGGAUCCGGACCAGGAGGCGCCGGAGGUUAUGGACCAGGUGGAGCCGGAGGUUUUGGACCAGGUGGAGCCGGAGGUUUUGGCCCAGGUGGAGCCGGAGGUUAUGGACCAGGAGGAGUCGGACCAGGUGGAGCCGGAGGUUUUGGACCAGGUGGAGCCGGAGGUUUUGGACCAGGAGGAGUCGGACCAGGAGGUGAGGGUCCCGUAACAGUGGAUGUCGACGUAACUGUUGGAGGUGCACCAGGAGGAGGCCCUGGAGGCGUUGGACCAGGUGGGGCUGGAUUUGGCCCUGGAGGAGCACCUGGAGCGCCAGGAGGUCCCGGUGGUCCAGGAGGUCCCGCCGGAGGUUAUGGACCAGGAGGAGUCGGACCAGGUGGAGCCGGAGGUUUUGGACCAGGUGGAGCCGGAGGUUAUGGACCAGGAGGAGUCGGACCAGGAGGAGUCGGGCCAGGUGGAGCUGGAUUUGGUCCGGGAGGAGCACCUGGAGCGCCAGGAGGUCCCGGUGGUCCAGGAGGUCCCGGUGGACCAGGAGGUCCAGGCGGACCAGGAGGAGGCGCCGGAGGUUAUGGACCAGGUGGAGCCGGAGGUUUUGGACCAGGUGGAGCCGGAGGUUAUGGACCAGGAGGAGUCGGACCAGGUGGAGCCGGAGGUUAUGGUCCAGGAGGAGUCGGACCAGGUGGAGCCGGAGGUUUUGGACCAGGAGGCCCUGGAGGCGUUGGACCAGGAGGUGAGGGUCCCGUAACAGUGGAUGUCGACGUAACUGUUGGAGGUGCACCAGGAGGAGGCCCUGGAGGCGUUGGACCAGGUGGGGCUGGAUUUGGCCCUGGAGGAGCACCUGGAGCGCCAGGAGGUCCCGGUGGUCCAGGAGGUCCCGGUGGACCAGGAGGAGGAGUCGGACCAGGUGGAGCCGGAGGUUAUGGACCAGGAGGAGUCGGACCAGGUGGAGCCGGAGGUUAUGGUCCAGGAGGAGUCGGACCAGGUGGAGCCGGACGUUAUGGACCAGGAGGAGUCAGACCAGGUGGAGCCGGAGGUUAUGGACCUGGAGGAGUCGGACCAGGUGGUGCAGGACCAGGCGGUGCAGGAGGUGAGGGUCCCGUAACAGUGGAUGUCGACGUAACUGUUGGAGGUGCACCAGGAGGAGGCCCUGGAGGCGUUGGACCAGGUGGGGCUGGAUUUGGCCCUGGAGGUGGAGCUGGAUUUGGUCCGGGAGGAGCACCUGGAGCGCCAGGAGGUCCCGGUGGUCCAGGAGGUCCCGGUGGACCAGGAGGUCCAGGCGGACCAGGAGGAUCCGGACCAGGAGGCGCCGGAGGUUAUGGACCAGGUGGAGCCGGAGGUUAUGGACCUGGAGGAGUCGGACCAGGUGGUGCAGGACCGGGCGGUGCAGGAGGCGAGGGUCCCGUAACAGUGGAAGUGGACGUAACAGUAGGUCCUGAAGGAGCAGGCGGAGGUCCCGGCGGCGUUGGACCCGGAGGAUUUGGACCUGGUGCAGGAGGAGCACCUGGAGCGCCAGGAGGUCCCGGUGGUCCAGGAGGUCCCGGUGGACCAGGAGGUCCAGGCGGACCAGGAGGAUCCGGACCAGGAGGCGCCGGAGGUUAUGGACCAGGUGGAGCCGGAGGUGGAGCCGGAGGUUAUGGUCCAGGAGGAGUCGGACCAGGUGGAGCCGGAGGUGGAGCCGGAGGUUAUGGACCUGGAGGAGUCGGACCAGGUGGUGCAGGACCAGGCGGUGCAGGAGGUGAGGGUCCCGUAACAGUGGAUGUCGACGUAACUGUUGGAGGUGCACCAGGAGGAGGCCCUGGAGGCGUUGGACCAGGUGGGGCUGGAUUUGGCCCUGGAGGUGGAGCUGGAUUUGGUCCGGGAGGAGCACCUGGAGCGCCAGGAGGUCCCGGUGGUCCAGGAGGUCCCGGUGGACCAGGAGGUCCAGGCGGACCAGGAGGAUCCGGACCAGGAGGCGCCGGAGGUUAUGGACCAGGUGGAGCCGGAGGUUAUGGACCUGGAGGAGUCGGACCAGGUGGUGCAGGACCGGGUGGUGCAGGAGGCGAGGGUCCCGUAACAGUGGAAGUGGACGUAACAGUAGGUCCUGAAGGAGCAGGCGGAGGUCCCGGCGGCGUUGGACCCGGAGGAUUUGGACCUGGUGCAGGAGGAGCACCUGGAGCGCCAGGAGGUCCCGGUGGUCCAGGAGGUCCCGGUGGACCAGGAGGUCCAGGCGGACCAGGAGGAUCCGGACCAGGAGGCGCCGGAGGUUAUGGACCAGGUGGAGCCGGAGGUGGAGCCGGAGGUUAUGGUCCAGGAGGAGUCGGACCAGGUGGAGCCGGAGGUGGAGCCGGAGGUUAUGGACCUGGAGGAGUCGGACCAGGUGGUGCAGGACCAGGCGGUGCAGGAGGUGAGGGUCCCGUAACAGUGGAUGUCGACGUAACUGUUGGAGGUGCACCAGGAGGAGGCCCUGGAGGCGUUGGACCAGGUGGGGCUGGAUUUGGCCCUGGAGGUGGAGCUGGAUUUGGUACGGGAGGAGCACCUGGAGCGCCAGGAGGUCCCGGUGGUCCAGGAGGUCCCGGUGGACCAGGAGGUCCAGGCGGACCAGGAGGAUCCGGACCAGGAGGCGCCGGAGGUUAUGGACCAGGUGGAGCCGGAGGUGGAGCCGGAGGUUAUGGUCCAGGAGGAGUCGGACCAGGUGGAGCCGGAGGUGGAGCCGGAGGUUAUGGACCUGGAGGAGUCGGACCAGGUGGUGCAGGACCAGGCGGUGCAGGAGGUGAGGGUCCCGUAACAGUGGAUGUCGACGUAACUGUUGGAGGUGCACCAGGAGGAGGCCCUGGAGGCGUUGGACCAGGUGGGGCUGCAUUUGUCCCUGGAGGUGGAGCUGGAUUUGGUCCGGGAGGAGCACCUGGAGCGCCAGGAGGUCCCGGUGGACCAGGAGGUCCAGGCGGACCAGGAGGAUCCGGACCAGGAGGCGCCGGAGGUUAUGGACCAGGUGGGGCCGGAGGUUAUGGACCUGGAGGAGUCGGACCAGGUGGUGCAGGACCGGGCGGUGCAGGAGGCGAGGGUCCCGUAACAGUGGAAGUGGACGUAACAGUAGGUCCUGAAGGAGCAGGCGGAGGUCCCGGCGGCGUUGGACCCGGAGGAUUUGGACCUGGUGCAGGAGGAGCACCUGGAGCGCCAGGAGGUCCCGGUGGUCCAGGAGGUCCCGGUGGACCAGGAGGUCCAGGCGGACCAGGAGGAUCCGGACCAGGAGGCGCCGGAGGUUAUGGACCAGGUGGAGCCGGAGGUGGAGCCGGAGGUUAUGGUCCAGGAGGAGUCGGACCAGGUGGAGCCGGAGGUGGAGCCGGAGGUUAUGGACCUGGAGGAGUCGGACCAGGUGGUGCAGGACCAGGCGGUGCAGGAGGUGAGGGUCCCGUAACAGUGGAUGUCGACGUAACUGUUGGAGGUGCACCAGGAGGAGGCCCUGGAGGCGUUGGACCAGGUGGGGCUGGAUUUGGCCCUGGAGGUGGAGCUGGAUUUGGUCCGGGAGGAGCACCUGGAGCGCCAGGAGGUCCCGGUGGUCCCGGUGGACCAGGAGGUCCAGGCGGACCAGGAGGAUCCGGACCAGGAGGCGCCGGAGGUUAUGGACCAGGUGGGGCCGGAGGUUUUGGACCAGGUGGAGCCGGAGGUUUUGGACCAGGUGGAGCCGGAGGUUAUGGACCUGGAGGAGUCGGACCAGGUGGUGCAGGACCGGGCGGUGCAGGAGGCGAGGGUCCCGUAACAGUGGAAGUGGACGUAACAGUAGGUCCUGAAGGAGCAGGCGGAGGUCCCGGCGGCGUUGGACCCGGAGGAUUUGGACCUGGUGCAGGAGGAGCACCUGGAGCGCCAGGAGGUCCCGGUGGUCCAGGAGGUCCCGGUGGACCAGGUGGUCCAGGCGGACCAGGAGGAUCCGGACCAGGAGGCGCCGGAGGUUAUGGACCAGGUGGAGCCGGAGGUUUUGGACCAGGUGGAGCCGGAGGUUAUGGACCAGGAGGAGUCGGACCAGGUGGAGCCCGAGGUUAUGGACCUGGAGGAAUUGGACCAGGUGGUGCAGGACCAGGUGGCGCAGGAGGUGAGGGUCCCGUAACAGUGGAUGUCGACGUAACUGUUGGCGGGGCACCAGGAGGAGGCCCUGGCGGCACUGGACCUGGUGGAGCUGGAUUUGGUCCUGGAGGUGGAGCUGGAUUUGGUCCAGGAGGUGCGCCAGGAGGUCCCGGUGGUUCAGGAGGACGAGGAAUAGCGUACGGACCUGGAGGUAGUGCAGGUGGAGUCCGUGGUGGCACUGUUUCCACCUCCAGCGGAUCUGGAGUUGCAAACCAAUUAAGAGUCGUUGAAAACAUAAUAGUGAGCGGUGGACCAUCAGGAGGAAUUGGUGGCGCCCCUGGCGGCCAAACAUAUGGCGGACCAUCUAGGAUGUCAUCUUUGGUGAACGGAGUGCUAAGCUCCAUGCAGCCAUCCGGAUUCAACUAUCAGAAUUUCGGAAAUGUUAUGUCUCAGUACUCCACAGGUUCCGGAACCUGCAACAGCAAUGACAUGAAUCUGAUGAUGGACGCACUCAUGGCGGCCUUGCAUUGCCUCUCUUAUGGAGGAUCCGGCUCAGUCCCCUCUACCCCGUCGUAUUCGGCGAUGUCUGCCUACAACCAAUCUAUCCGCAGAAUGUUUGCAUAUUAAAGUUCAUCUGUAAUUCCUUAUUGUAUAAAAUUAGAAAUUAAAGCAAUAAAAUGUAAAGCAUA
Argiope bruennichi is the source of this 12756-nucleotide messenger RNA. Its product is annotated as fibroin heavy chain-like. Lineage: Eukaryota; Metazoa; Arthropoda; Arachnida; Araneae; Araneidae. Bases 23 to 12694 code for a protein of 4223 amino acids. The record is from RefSeq and is a predicted model, not a curated record. The transcript is spliced from 73 exons.